Molecule: messenger RNA, 1498 nt
Organism: Lucilia cuprina (Australian sheep blowfly)
Lineage: Eukaryota; Metazoa; Arthropoda; Insecta; Diptera; Calliphoridae
Product: disintegrin and metalloproteinase domain-containing protein 10 homolog
Exons: 2
Biological process (GO): Notch signaling pathway; membrane protein ectodomain proteolysis
Cellular component (GO): plasma membrane
Molecular function (GO): metalloendopeptidase activity
Source: RefSeq, a predicted model, not a curated record
AAUGUCUUAGAUGUUUUAGUGGGCAAUAUGAAACGUGAUUGUUUCAAGGUCUCAGAAGGUGCCUUCUGUGGCAAUAAGAUUGUGGAGCAAGGCGAAGAAUGUGAUUGUGGCUUCAAUGAAGAAGAAUGCAAAGACAAGUGUUGUUAUCCUAGAUUAAUUAGUGAAUACGAUCUCUCCCUUAAUAGUUCCGCUAGAGGCUGUACACGUCGUGCCAAGACACAGUGUUCACCCUCGCAGGGACCCUGUUGUUUGUCCAACUCCUGUACGUUUGUACCCAGCAACUAUCAUCAAAAAUGUAAAGAGGAAACAGAAUGUUCCUGGUCGAGCACUUGCAACGGCACCACAGCCGAAUGUCCCGAACCCAAACCGCGAGAUGAUAAGACAAAGUGCAAUAAUGGUACAGCUUUGUGUAUACGCGGUGAAUGUUCGGGUUCGAUUUGUUUGCUGUGGAAUAUGUCGGAAUGCUUCCUGACCUCUCAGCAGCAGCCGCAUGUAGAUAAAAGGAAAUUGUGUGAAUUAGCUUGCCAGAAUGGCAAUGAUACCGGUACUUGUAGAAGUACGUCAGAAUUUGCUCAUUUAUUUGGUUUGCCAGUGGGAGGUAUAAGUUUACGUCCCGGUUCUCCUUGUGAUAAUUUCCAAGGUUAUUGUGAUGUGUUCCUUAAAUGUCGAGCCGUCGAUGCUGAUGGUCCUUUGGUGCGCUUGAAGAAUUUACUGCUUAAUCGUGAGACACUCUUAACGGUGGCUCAAUGGAUUACGGAAAAUUGGUAUAUAGUGGUAUUGAUGAGUAUUGGUUUCAUAAUUGUCAUGGGCAUAUUCAUCAAGUGUUGUGCCGUACACACGCCCAGUUCAAAUCCUAAAAAGCGAAGAGCUAGAAGAAUAUCAGAAACUCUACGUGCUCCUAUGAAUACCCUAAGACGAAUGCGUCAUCCUCAUGGUCGUGCUGCCGGACCACGCAGUAUACCACCGCCAGUACAUGACUCACGUUCCCAUCAACGCAACUAUCCUCCCGAAUGGGAUCGCCAUCAUCGUUCUGGCGGUGCUGGUGUAGUUGCUGCUCAAGGUGUUGUGCCAUUGCCGGGCGCCAGUAGUCAUGCGAGUCGUUCUGCAGCUGGUGGUAGACCACCAGGAGGUGGUGGCGGAGGCCGUAGUUCACGUUCAAAUGGAUCUAGACAACCUAGCAGUUCUAGAUCGGGUGCACAACAUGGGUAUGCUGAUGCUCCACCCAGUGUGGGUGGUCCAUCGUCUAAUAGUGCGGGUGGUGUUGGUAGUGGUUUACAUAUGGGUGCACCGAUUGUUGGGCCGGGUUCAUCUACUAGUGGUGCAGGUGUUUUAUCACGUGCCCAAAUGCCUUUACCCGCCCUGCCGUCCAAUGCACAAACGCAACAACAACAAUCACAACAACUGCCACAACAAGCAUACUAUGCGCCGAAAGGUGUGUUUUUUUAAACAGUUACAUUUGAUAGGAGUGCCAUAAGAGAAAUCCCGGGGGAAAAGAGAU